AUUUCAGACAACUGCUCGGAUGAUUGUUCCUCGUCUUCAGAUGAAAGUGAUAUGGACUCUGGCAGCUGUUCGUCCGGAAGUUCAUGCGAAUCCAGCUGCAAUUUGACAGUGUGUACACUAUUCUAAUGAAUUGCCACAAGCAUGAAGCGCUGCGUGAUGAGACCUACUGUCAGGUCAUGAAACAGACGACCAAUAACAAGUCUUCACGCCCGGAUUCUUGUCAGCGCGGCUGGAGGCUCUUCUCCAUCACGGCUGCUUAUUUUAGUUGUUCUGAAGUGUUGAAACCGUACUUGUUCAAGUACCUUGAGACAGCAGCCUACGAUAAACGACGAGCUUAUCACGGAACGGCUAUGGUUUGUCUGCAGAAUUUGCGCAAAACUCUGCGAUAUGGUGGGCGUAAGAACGUGCCCAGCAUCGAAGAGAUCACGGCCAUCACGGCUGGCCGAAAUUCCAAACGUCAAAUGUAUCGACUUCCAGGUGGUACGGAGCGCGUAAUCAACACCAAAUCCACGUCGGUCGUCCAGGACAUAAUCGAAGAGAUUUGUGGUGUGAUCAACGUUCGAUCCGAACAGGAAAUGGAAGAAUAUUCACUGUAUUGCAUCGUGGAAGGUGAUACGUUCACUAUGCCCCUUGCUCGCGAAGAAUACAUCCUCGACGUCACAACCGAGUUGCAGAAGAAUCAACAGGUUUACUACCUGAUCUUCUGCCGUUCAGUCUGGCACUAUCCAAUGUGGCUGGAUAACGCUCUUUACAUUGAAAUCGUCUUCAAUCAAAUAGCACCUGAUUACCUGGAAGAAUUGUUGCUCGUCAUGCCUGGCGAGCAGAUUUCUCAAGAUUGCGUUUAUGACAUUGCAAAAGUUGCUGCUUUACUUCACCGUGCAGCUGAUUUAGACCACAUGCCUACCAUGAAAGAGACCAAAUAUCUAUUGCCGAAGCCGGCCCUCUCUGUUCGUGACAUCAAACCUCCACAAUGGGUUAAUCUGGUCCAGAGCUCUUGGAAAGAAGUCGGAACAUUUUAAACCGUCUCAGGCCAA
This is a messenger RNA of Daphnia pulex (common water flea), 1034 nucleotides long. RefSeq names its product unconventional myosin-XV-like. NCBI's taxonomy places the organism in Eukaryota, Metazoa, Arthropoda, Branchiopoda, Diplostraca, Daphniidae. Gene Ontology annotation, cellular component: cytoskeleton. The record is from RefSeq and is a predicted model, not a curated record. The transcript is spliced from 4 exons. Bases 84 to 1019 code for a protein of 311 amino acids.